This is a messenger RNA of Contarinia nasturtii (swede midge), 1104 nucleotides long. RefSeq lists its product as uncharacterized. Gene Ontology annotation, molecular function: protein binding. The transcript has 3 exons. The record is from RefSeq and is a predicted model, not a curated record. Lineage: Eukaryota; Metazoa; Arthropoda; Insecta; Diptera; Cecidomyiidae. Gene Ontology annotation, biological process: cilium movement; outer dynein arm assembly; inner dynein arm assembly. The annotation marks the transcript as partial.
AUUAAAAAUGUGAUUUGGUCUCAAACGCAAAGCAAAGUAUUCCUGAAUAUUUCAAUUGGCGGUAAAAAAUCUACCGAUGAUAUCGUAAUUGCAAAAAAGUUUUUGAAAAUAAACAUCCAUCCACACUUUUAUGAGAUUUUUUUCGAGCAUCCGAUUUGUGUUGAACAAAGCUGUUGUAAACUUUUGGAGUCAAGCAUUAAAUUUGAUUUGAAAAAAGAAAAGGACGAGUGGUGGUCAAAUCUUGGCAAGACCAAAAAAUUAUCUGAUAAUCUUGGCGAUGGGGCAAUCAUAUCCAAUGACACAGUUAAAGAAAUAUUCGAUGAAUACGAGAAGAAUAUCCAAGAAGAACAAACACUUGAGCGAAAGGAACAAACAACUUGGAAAAGAAAUGAAAUCGAUAAGGAAAUUGAACGCCAAAACCAAAUUCGCAAUAAAAUUGAAAAAAUCAAAUCUACGCUAGAAUGCCAUCAAAUCACAUCGAGCAGAAUUGUCGAUGAAGCUGUUGAACAAGUAUCAACAACUUCUGCGACAUCACAUCCAGAUAAAAUGAAAAUAAUUCUACCUGUACGGCCAUGUGGUAGAAUUGAUGUGAAUUUUAGUUCACGUGAAUUUAUUACACCAAAGCGGGAAUCACAAGAGAAUGCAGAACGAGAAUGGUGUGCAAAACAACACGAAAUAAUGAUCAAUCGUAUUGGAUUUUCUGACAAAGACCUCAGUUCAGACGAACGCGAUCCAAUUUUUUUAAUGAAAAAAGGAUAUGAGUUUCUGGAAAAGAAAAACUAUUUGGCUGCUGUCAGUACAUUCAGUUUUUGCCUAACUAAAAUGUCAAACGAUUUACCUGAACUUUAUUUAGGAAGAGCCAGAGCACAAUAUGCUCUUCAAAAUUAUAAACGUUGUGCUGAAGACUGUUCUGAUGCACUUGAAAGGUUCAAGCCUGAAGUUCAAUCGAAUUUGAUGGAACGAAUACAUUGCUUUUGGCUACGAGGACAUUGCUUAAUAUCCUUGGGACUUAUUGAACAUGGUGAAAGGGAAAUACAAAUGGCAGUACAUUUAGAUCCGCAUAAUUUUGAACGGAAUAAAAGAUAUUUCAUAGAUUCAAAUUAA